This is a messenger RNA of Elephantulus edwardii (Cape elephant shrew), 723 nucleotides long. RefSeq names its product R-spondin 4 (gene RSPO4). The transcript has 5 exons. The record is from RefSeq and is a predicted model, not a curated record. Bases 1 to 723 code for a protein of 240 amino acids. NCBI's taxonomy places the organism in Eukaryota, Metazoa, Chordata, Mammalia, Macroscelidea, Macroscelididae.
AUGCGGGCGCCACUCUGCCUGCUGCUGCUGGUCGCCCAUACCGUGGACAUGCUGGCCCUGAAUCGAAGGAAAAAGCAAGUGGGCACCGGCCCUGGGGGCAACUGCACAGGCUGUGUCAUCUGCUCUGAGGAGAAUGGCUGCUCCACCUGCCAGCAGAGGCUCUUCCUGUUCAUCCGUCGGGACGGCAUCCGUCAGUACGGCAAGUGUGUGCACGACUGCCCCCCAGGCUACUUCGGCAUCCGCGGCCAGGAAGUCAACAGGUGCAAAAAAUGUGGGACCACGUGUGAAAGCUGCUUCAGCCAAGACUUCUGCAUCCGAUGCAAGAGGCGAUUCUACCUGUACAAGGGGAAGUGUCUGCCCACCUGCCCACUGGGCACCAUGGCCCAUCUGAGCACACGCGAGUGCCAGGAUGAGUGUGAGCUGGGCCCCUGGAGCAGCUGGAGCCCCUGCAGGCACAACGGGAGGACGUGCGGCUCAGCCUGGGGCCUGGAGACCCGGGUCCGGGAGGCCAGCCGGCCUGGGCGGGAGGACACAGCCACCUGUCAGGUGUUGUCUGAGUCACGGAAAUGCCCCAUGCAGAGGCACUGCCCAGGAGAGACAAACCCCAGUCAGAAGAAGGGCCGCCGAGACCAGCGCCCGCGCAAGGACAGAAAGCUGGACCGGAAGGUGGAUGGAAGGCCACGCAGGCCUCAGGCCCGGACCGCCCCCUCCCAGGGGUCCUGA